Messenger RNA from Salvia miltiorrhiza (redroot sage), 1209 nucleotides. RefSeq lists its product as uncharacterized. Gene Ontology annotation, molecular function: cysteine-type peptidase activity. The record is from RefSeq and is a predicted model, not a curated record. The coding region runs from base 101 to 943 and encodes 280 amino acids. The transcript has 7 exons. Lineage: Eukaryota; Viridiplantae; Streptophyta; Magnoliopsida; Lamiales; Lamiaceae. Gene Ontology annotation, biological process: proteolysis.
GGGUAAAUUUGUAGAACUAAGUGUCGAAUCGAGCAAAAAUGUUGGCACUGGCACAGUUGUGAAAGUCUACGGACCUAAUGAUAAAUUAUAUAAACGAUGCAUGCGUGUAGUCAUUGAUGAAGCAAUCCAUGAAGAUGCUCUUUUGCCUUAUCCAACAGAAGACUACGAAAGCAUUGGUGAUGCAGUGGGAUCACAUGUUGAAUGGCCUAUACGUCUUUUCAAGUUGAGAUAUGAGAAACCGAAAAAAGAAAAAGCACAAGAAAACAACAAGGAAACGAUAGAUAUUACAGCUCUUCCAAAGCCUUUGCGCAUGUUGUAUAUUUAUGGCAAGCGUUCGGGCAACAACCAUAUAACUAUUGAACUUGAUGAGAAUGUCUUCGGAGUUAAGCACAACUUAUAUGUAGACAUGGAAGACAUCGUGCCUUUCUGCCAGUUGAAGCCAAUAUCUUAUAUGUGUAUUGCUACCUACGUAUGCUUCCUACAAAGCAAGUUGAACAUGUUACCUUGGGCCGAUAUGGUUAGAUUUGUUGACCCAUUGAAUAUAGGCUAUAUUCCAACUACGAAAACGGAUGCAGAAACUGCGAAUGAGAAUAUGGAAUUUAGAGCACGAGAAUUGUCAAAAAGGUUGAUUAAUACAAAAAUCAAUCAAAUUUUCUUAGCUCCGUGUAAUGUGGAAUAUCAUUGGAUUCUUACGGUGAUUGACCCUAAUAAGGGAGAGAUUGCUAUCUUGGAUUCCCUCUACAAAGGAAUUCAUGAUAAAAUUUGGAAAGAAGUCGUGGAAUUGGCCUUAAGGUUGUUCAAUAUGGAGAAGAGAAAGAAUGGAAAGAAGAAGCCUGAUUGGACAGUACUGAAGUUCAAUGCUCAUGAAAAGUAUUCAAAUGAAGAGAUAGAUGUAGUGCGAUCAGAGUGGGCAGAUUGUGUUCAAGAAUAUAUAAAGGAGUAAAAGGAUAUGUAGUGGUGAUGGCAAAGAAGACAAUAUUGGAUGUAUUGGUUGAUGCAUCACAUUUUGAAGGAACGAAGGAGCAACAAGUGUUAACUCAUUUGAAGGCUAAGAUUCAAUUUAUUUGGUAGUGGACCCACAAAUCAUGUUUACUCAUUUUAGUUAUAGUUUUUGUUAGAAUUUAGCUUAAAUAUUAGUAUUUUGUAAUGGAAUAUGGUAGAAUUGAUUUGGACGAAUUUUAAUUGUAAUGAAUAUUGAAAUUUUAUAAU